AUGAAUAAAUUAAAGGGUAAAAAAAUUAUCACAUCAUGUUUAGCGAAUUUUGAAAGAAGGGGAGGAGGGGGGAAAAGUAACUUUUGUGCAUUUCACACGAAAGUAAAGAAGAAGAAAAAGAAAGGUGUAACCCAUAGCAGCAAUGGGACAAACCUCUUAAAAAAUUUAUGCAAUAAAAACAUUAUCAAUGAUUUGGAUCCCAUAAAUUUAAUUGAAAAUCUGAAACAUGUAACUGAGUGUAGUGUCGGUGAAGAUGUUAUUAGGAAUUAUCUGUACAGAGUAAAACUACUAAACGAACAAUGGAGCCUUAACAAAAUAUACUUCAUUUUCAAGACGCUUGUGAAAUACAACCUUCGGGAUGUUGUCCUGAUGAAUAAGUUGGAGAAGAUCGUCAACGAUUUAGUUCCGCUAUGCCAAGUAAAUAAGGCGCAAAGAGAUCCCUUUGAAAAUGUGUACAUUGUGAGGAUAUCCUACAUUCUACAUGCGUUCUGUCACUUUGGGUAUUCAAAUUGUGAAGUAGUGAAAACGUUAGUAAACAUUUUAAGCACCAAGUUGGACUACAUCAUUUAUUAUAGCAACUAUGCCAGUCCAGUGUUUAACGACUAUGCCCUGUUCUGUGAGGACAAGGGCCACUACGUUCUGAGGGGGGAUACCUCAGCUGCCUCGUCGCCUCUAUCGGGUGACAAAACGAAUAACGAAGCAAAGGGUAGGGUAAGCACCAUUGACAUGAACGAUAUGUUCAACAUGGUUGACGCUGCAUGCGUGGAUAAGGAGACCAACCAAAGUGCCAACCUAUAUUCAACCUCCCACGUGGAAUGGCAAAGAAGCGAGGAAGCCUUCGUCAGGAACAUAAACUUUAACGAGAUCUACCUCAUUGUGAACACCUUGAAAGACUCCAAGUACACAAAUAAGGUUUUCCUAAACAAGCUCAAAUUUCUGUUUUAUUUUAAUUGCAUAAAUUUAGACAGAGGAACUGAUAGCCACUACAAAUAUGUUACCCUUCUCUUCAAUUUCUUUUACGAACCAGAUGACAUGCAUCUCCUAAAUAUUGUGAAAUUCUUUUUAAUAAACCACCCACAUAUGAACAAUGUGCAUGAUCUGGUUUUAACGCUGGUGACGGUUUACUACGGGGGUCUCGAAAGGAGAGGGAACCUUGGCAGCAUCAGUAGCAGUAGAAAUGGCACAGGGGGAAAUGUAGUUCACAAGGAAGAGUAUAUUAACAGAACUCAUAAGAAGAACCUGAAAUAUACGCAGGGUGAUGAUAUAGUUAGCAUUAUAGAAGGCAUUCCUUUUAUCCCUAAUGGGAAGAAGGAAAAAUUGAAGAAAAUUCUGCAGCAUGUGAACCAGCACAUCAGUGUUAGCAGUACGAACAUUUUCGAUCUUAUAUACGAUAAAGUUUUACACGUGUUGAGUUAUAAAUAUGAGGAGGAAGAAUUCGAAGGGGAAGGAACUAAUGAUCCUAAACUGUUGCAGAAUGUACAACUCCCAAUCAGAAGGAGAGCAAAUGAAGCUUCCCUCUGUCGGAAUGAUAAAUCGAGUGAACUACAAAGCUUAACGGAGUUAGUCAAAAUUCGCAUCUUCACUUUUGGAGAAGUGGAUCCUUUAUUUUAUUUGUACUUAAAGAAUAAAGUGCAACUUUUUAACAUCGAUGCAGUACUGAACAUAAUGAAGAGCUUUAUUUUUGUGUACCAGAUGCAGAAUGAGUUGAAAAAAAACUACCAUAGGGUACAUUUAAGUGAUAGAUAUACAAAUGUUGUAAGAAACAAUUUGGGUAGUUUAACAAGUCUCAUCAUUCAAAUGGUUAGUUCCAUGUCCUUGGACAAACUUUAUUCCUUAUGCAGUUUGAAGGAUCUCAGUAUGCUGCUUUAUUUCUUCUAUCAAAUAGGUAAUAUUUUUAUGAACCAAAAGUUUGAAGAAUUGUACUUAAAAAAGGUACAAAGUUAUGUAGACAGUAUUGUAAUUACCAAGUUGAAGUUACUUCUGGGGGGAGGAAACCUCGAUGGUCACUCAAAAAAAGGCAUCAGCGCAAUUGUCUGGGGGAAAAAAACAGAGAAAUGCGAUGUCAAGACGGGAAAGGAUGACACAAUACAUACAAUACAUGCAAAUGGAAAAUAUUCGAAUGAGAAAAAAGAGGUGCUGGGUAACCGUGGUAGUGGAAAUUACCAACAUGGCGGUGCUGUACAGAAUCAUCUUAACAUAGCAAAAUGUGGGCAUGACAAAGGGGAGAGCAGUGAUGAGUAUUUCCCAAACGUGCAUUGCCCGAAUAGCGAAUGCGAGGAGCAGGGCGAUCCAAUUGACGCGCACAUUUUACUUCUCAAUAUGUACAGCAAAAGAGGACAAAACAAAAAUAUAAUUCAUAUGUUGUUGGAGAUAUUGAAUAGACGUCAAGUGGGAAGGAAAAUAAUGCCUUGCACGAUUUACGUAAAUUUACUAAACUCCUUUGCCAAACUGAGGUACCGAAAUUUGGAUUUGAUCGGCACAUGUUUACAAAGAAUUAGUGAGCACCUUGGGGAGUUGCAUUUUUUCGAAUACACGAAUUUGCUCAUCUCCCUAUCGAAGCUUAACGUGUUUGCUGUUAAUUUGAGUAUGUACGAUGGGGUAUUUUUUCCUCAGGAUGGUACUCCUCGGAGGUCUACUUAUCAGGAGGAGACAAAGAAAAUCUUCCUAAAUGAGUACAACAGUGAGGGCACAGAAAAAUUGGGAGAGGAAAAAAUUGUCAGCAAUUUAAAUAAAAUUUUGAAGCAAAUAAACGAAAGUAUCAGCGUCUUUGUUCCUGUUCCAAAUUACAAAAUGGCCAACGUCAUACCAAAUAUGCUCAGCAGUUACACAGUUUUGGGUUUUGAUAAAAUUGAUUUUAAAAAUGUGAAUAAAUUGUUAGAGUGUUUGUAUGAAUAUGUAUUUGGUUACUUCGAAGAAGGACACCUGAGCGGUGGUUGCAAAGAGCUCCCAAGCAGUGAUAGAACCCGCACCGUUGGAGACACGCAGCUGAAUGAAGACCAACCUAAGAAAAAUGAACACUCCUAUUUAUACCAAGACAUUCUCACCUGCAUGAAUAACCCACUCAGGAAAAACCAUUACUGGUACUUCAAUGAUAAGAACAACAUCACUGUAAGGAGAAGGGGGACGAAUGAAACGCUGUAUCUUCCAAUUCAGUGCUUGUACCAAGUGUACAUUUUUAAUGUCUACUUCAUGGCGUAUGUGCAGCGCUUGUUUAGUUCGCACGGAUGUGACAAAGUGGGUUCAGGGGAAUUGCCAAUUGGAGAAGCUCUAAUUGGCGAACCUGAUAGGGCAAACACCUCACCAAACCAUCCGCACAGUACAAAUUUAUAUUUAAGAAACAACCCAGGUGUUAAGGGAUCGGAAGCACAUACCCCCUUAAGCGAACGCAGCAGGCACAUCCUAAAUAAUAUCACAUUUUUUGUCAAGUAUAUAAACAAUUUCUUUAAGAAUAAAAAGUACGAAAGGUACAAUCUUUCCGCGCAGUUUGUGCACAGAUGUGAUGAUAAGGGGGAAUUAAAUGAGCAGUUAAUUAAUUACGUAAAAAACUGUAGCAUGCAAAUUAAGAGGGACUUUGCGAAUGUGCAUUCGUCCAGUUUUCACAGAGAGGUUCUUUCCACACUGCUUUCACUGGACGUCAAAAAUGUGCAGUGCGAGGUCCCAUUCAUGGACGGAAUAUAUACUGUAGACAUCGUCAUUAACAAUUCGGUAUGCAUAGAAAUUAACGGAAGCAACCAUUACUACUACGACAACAACUUGAAGAGAUCAGGCGAAAAGCUCGAUGCCCUAAAUCUGAUAAAGUAUUACUUGUUGAGCAAAAAGUAUAAGUUAAUUCUGGUCUCCUACCUGGACUGGAAUAAUCUGAAAAGUGCUGAGGAGAAGAAGGACUACUUGGUGAAAAGGAUCUGCGCAUAG
This is a messenger RNA of Plasmodium knowlesi strain H, 3912 nucleotides long. Its product is annotated as RAP protein, putative. The record is from RefSeq and is a predicted model, not a curated record. NCBI's taxonomy places the organism in Eukaryota, Apicomplexa, Aconoidasida, Haemosporida, Plasmodiidae. The coding region runs from base 1 to 3912 and encodes 1303 amino acids. Gene Ontology annotation, molecular function: protein binding. The transcript has 3 exons.